AUGCAAGAAGCGGGCGGCUGGAAGUGGCGGGGCGGCUUGGUGGGCUUGGCGGCGGCGGCGGCGGCGGGGGUCGCCUACGGCCUUUACCGGGCGACUUCCAGGCGGAGCGGCGGAGGAGACUCCCCCGGGUCGGGGGGCUUGGAAGGGCGGCCGGACGACCCCGCUGGAGGGGGAGAAGCCUCGGGGGCUCCCGGGCUGCCCAGCCCCGACCUUUGGGGUCCUUCGGGGGGCGUCCCGCAAGAGGGCACCGAGCUUUCAAUAUCACCCCACGGCGUUCUUGAGCCACAUCAGAUUAAGAGUCUUCUUCAUCUACUGGAGUCUACAGAAGACAUUUUGCUUCAAGAACAGAUCUUGGUUACUCUGAGCAACAGCGCAGCCUUCUCUGUCAAUCAAGAUAUCAUUCGGAAUCUAGGUGGCCUGUCUCUGAUUGGAAAAAUGCUUUCAGUUCCCACCACCAAUGUUAAACAGAAGGCACUUAAUGCACUGAAUAAUCUGAGUAUGAAUACUAAAAAUCAAGAGGAACUAAAGAUCUAUAUUACCAAGGUGUGCGAGGAAGUGGACACAUCUCCUGUAAAUUCUGAAUUGCAGCUAGCCGCCCUUCGGUUCUUAACCAACAUUUCCGUGACAAACGACUAUCAUUACAGGAUGACCAGCUUCAUACCCAGUUUUCUGACGUUGCUGUUUGAAGGAAAUGAAAGGACUCAGGUUCAAGUCCUAAAAGUGCUCGUGAACCUAUCGGCCAACCCAGCUAUGGCAGAACCUCUGCUUAAUUCACAGGUAAAGCUAUUUUUCUUAUCUCUGUUUGACAGCUGCAUAAACAAAGACAUUUUGCUCAGGGUCCUUGCAUUUUCCACCAACCUGACCAGGUCCAUGAAAAAUGACAAGGGCUGUGCUAUCCAGAAUCGGUACAAUGAAGAUUCCAUUUUUUCUACUCUCUCCGGCAAUUCUCUGUAUACUCAGAAGCUGGCGUCCCUGCUACAUCAUUACGAUGCAGAAGUCAAAGAACAAGUUGCAAAGCUAAUAACGCAGCAGCGCUGAACUCAAGAGGUCAGCCUCAAUUAUUCCAUCUCCAAAAUCCUGAACAGCAUAAAAAGUAUAUAAAUGACGGCCUCCCAUAGCUAUUUUAUCGACCUGUGUAAAGUUUCCUCAUUUCUAACGGGGGAACUGUAUCCAUCCUGGACAUUUCCUUCAGCAUCUAAUGAUACUGCCCUCAUCU
Molecule: messenger RNA, 1216 nt
Organism: Protobothrops mucrosquamatus (brown spotted pit viper)
Lineage: Eukaryota; Metazoa; Chordata; Lepidosauria; Squamata; Viperidae
Gene: ARMC10
Product: armadillo repeat containing 10
Exons: 6
Coding region: 1-1038 (345 amino acids)
Cellular component (GO): mitochondrion
Molecular function (GO): protein binding
Source: RefSeq, a predicted model, not a curated record